AUGGUCGGAGGGCGACAACGCAAGCCCACAGCACGAGCACUCGACGCAGCCGAGUCGCGCCUGCUCGUCGCCUCUCUCUCGCGCGAGCGCCCACGGGCUGUCGGAGGCCGACCUGCCUCUCCCGCGACUCCCGCGCCGCGCGCGAGUGCGAGCACGAGCACGACAAAGACGACUUAUUCGGCUGCUGCUGCGCCGGUCAAGAAGAAUGGGCGGGCGCAGAACGCGCGUGGGAAGCAGGCCAUCGAGCGCGAGACGGGGAUCGCGCAGGAGCAGGUUGACGAGGAGGUCGCGGACGGCACGCUGGAGGGGUCGGCGGGGCUUGGACCCUACGGAGGACAGCAGGACUUGACAUUGUACUGCGUCUGCCUCGGAUACGACACGGGUGAACAGCCCAUGAUUCAGUGCGAGCACUGCAGCAACUGGUUCCACUUCGGAUGCGUCGGCUUGACGGACCAGGUGGCGAGUCAGAUCGAGGCGUACUCGUGCGACAUGUGCGAGCAGAUGGGCAUGGGUUCCUCGCGCAUGCUUACUGGCUCAUCAACACGCAUCGCACCUGUCACGACCUUCUACUCAAAGCGCGGUGACGACGGCGGGCAAUACGACGACGAGGACGAGCCGUUUGAGGACGAGGAGGAGGACGAGGGAGAGCCUGAGCCCGAGGACGACGAGGACUUUGAGGAGGACGGCUCGAAGAAGAGGAGCAGGAAGUCGACGGGUGGGAAGGGGAUAAGGCGGAAGAAGGAGAGUGCGGAGGAGUCGAGCGACGACUAUGACAGCGACGAGGACGACGAGGCGCCCAAGAAGCGCAGGCGCCCGUCUGCGCCGACCAAGCGCGGCACCGGCUCGCAGCUGGACGUCAAACCUUCCCUGCCUCCGCCAACCUCCGUUCCGCCUUCGGACAAGACUCGCUCGCACGUUGUCAAGCAACUGACGAGCAUAUUCUCGUCCAUCUACGCCGCCGAUGCAACCGCCGCCGACUCGGCCAACUCGACCGGCAUCGAGAUCCGUUCCGCCGCUUUCGCCGAAGAAGUCGAGGGCGAGCUCUUCGAAGGCUACGCCGAGCCGGACGACAAGAACGUCCGCGGCCCGCGUGCCAAGUACAGCGCCAAAUUCCGCUCGCUCCACUACAACCUCAAGUCGAACGCGUACCUCCGUUCGCGCGUCGCUGCCAACGAGCUUACCGCCAACAAGCUCGUCAACCUCACCGCCGAAGACUUGCAGACACCCGAACUGCGCGCCAUGGCAGAGAGCGUCCGCGCGGCGAGUCUGCGCAACUCGGUCAAGGAGGUUCUUGCGGCUCCGACGGCCAAGCGGACGCACAAGGGUGAGGAGGAGAUCGAGAGCGAGGCGAAGUUGAUCCUCGAGGCGGAGGAGGCGCAGAAGAACCGCGAAGAGGCGCAGAAGGAGGCGGACCGACACCGGUCCAACUCGGUCGCCGCCGACUCGCCAGGACCGUUCGCCGGUUCUCCCGCCGCCGCCGGCUCGCCCGUCCCUCAGUCUCCCGGCAACCGCGACUCACCUUCCUUCUUCUCGACUGCAACGCCGCGCCACCGCUCGUCACUCGUCCCGGGCGAUGCGUCCACCUUCGAGAAACAAGGCUCGCCCGCCCUUCCUGCCGGCUCUCCCAAGCUGGAUGAGAUAGAGAACGACAUGUCGCCUCCGCCGGCUCCAAACAAGCCGCGCGGGAGCACGUCGAGCUUCGACAUGUCGUCGAUCUGGGGAAAGGUCAAGGCUGCCUCGCCGACGCCAACGGAGGAGCCGAAGGACGGAGACGCCGCUGGUCAGGAGGACAAGGGCGAGGGUGAGGCCAAAGAGGAGAAGGAUGAAGACGACGAGGCGGGAGCGCCUAUCGACGAGGACUUUGAGGACGACCUGUUCCGCGAUCCAGACGCUUCGCCGAAGAAGCGCGCUCCUGCACCUCCGCCUGCGCCCGCAUUCGCCGACUUGCCGCCCGUCUGGGCUGGCGACCUCAUUGUGCCCGAAGAAGGUGGUGUCCCAGCGUUCGCGAUUCAGGUCGGCGGUCGUCCAAUCGGCUCGUCGCUCGAAACCUGGACGAAGCUCCUUCCUCGCGGAUUGACGACUGCCGGUCGCCUCCCUACCGCCAAGGCGACCAAGUACCUCAUCGAGUGCGCGCUGGCGCCGACGCGCGAGCUCAUUAUUGCCGCGCUCAUGCCCGACACGACCGGUCCUUCCGCCGCCUUCCCUCACAAGCCGACCAAGGACUCUUGUCUCGCCAAGCAUCAGCACAUCGUCGACACGUACCUCAAGCGCGACCGGGUCGGCGUCGUUCAGCCGCCGAAGGAGCUGUCGAAGCUUGUCAAGGACAUUUACAUCGUCCCGCUGCGGCGAGACGCGUCGGUGCCGGAGUACGUCGAGCUCGUCGAUGAGCACUGCCUGCCCGAGAAGCGCAAGCGCAGCGAGGACCUCAUCCUCGCCGUCCUCGUCGUGCAAAAGGGUGCCUUGCCAACUGUCAAGCCGCAGCCGACUGCCGUCUCAGCGCCUCCUCCGCCAGUCGUCUCGGCACCGCCAGCAGCAUCUCCUCUUCCACCUCCCGCCGCACCAUUCGGUGGUUCGCCUGUCCCGCCGCACGGUGUCCACGGCUUCUCCCCUCCUCCGCCCGGCUUCAGCCCGCCUUACCAAACUCAGCCUUACCAGUCUCCGCCACCUCCGCCCGCUGCGCCCGCCGACGCAGGCUUCGACCCAGCCGUCAUGCAGUCUCUCCUCUCGCAGGUCGACCCGAACACAAUCAACAACUUGCUUGCGAACCCUUCUCUCCUCAACAACCUUCCCGGUUUCGGCGGUUCUUCGGCCACUCAACAGCCGCCGCCUCCGCCGAUGCAUCAGGGCUACGCACCGCCGCCGCCAGCGAUGCACGGAUACGCUCCGCCGCCGCCUACGGGCUACGGCUACCCUCCUCCUCCUCCAUCUGGACCAGCAGGCCGCGGAGGACCUCCCGUCCACCCUUCGCGGCUCGCCAUGAUGGGAAACGCGCCGCCUCCGGACGCGCAGUACGGGCAGCAGCACGGAGGAGCGUCGCCAGGAGGAUUCGCGCCGCCUGGAGCGCCGAGGGAUCAGGGUUGGGGCGCACGACGCGGCGGCGGAGGCGGCUACGGGUAUUGA
Rhodotorula toruloides NP11 is the source of this 3120-nucleotide messenger RNA. Its product is annotated as zinc finger protein. Gene Ontology annotation, cellular component: nucleus. Bases 1 to 3120 code for a protein of 1039 amino acids. The transcript has 5 exons. The record is from RefSeq and is a predicted model, not a curated record. Gene Ontology annotation, biological process: DNA-templated transcription. Lineage: Eukaryota; Fungi; Basidiomycota; Microbotryomycetes; Sporidiobolales; Sporidiobolaceae.